AACCUAGCGGUUAAACAAGGAAAUCGUUUCAAUCGUUUCGAUUGUCAUACUUGAGUAAUUGUAAAGAUAACUUAAUAGAAAAUGACUCAAUGUCAGGCGGUGGUUGUAGCUGGUGCAUGAAGUCAGGCGCAGGAGAGCAGAGAUGAGUGAACGCACUUUACUCAAGAAAAUAGCACAAGUAACAGUACCAAAUGUGCGAACAAUAACGGUUGCCACAAAACACGCGUGAAAACAACACCCGGACAAAACCAGCCGGAAACGUACCGACAUGAACAAUAAACAAUCAUACACAAAUACAUGGGGGAAACGGAGGGUUAAAUACAUGAACAGGCAUUGGGAAAUGAAAACCAGGUGUGUGGGAAACAAAGACAAAACCAAUGGAAAAUGAAAAGUGGAUCGGCGAUGGCUAGAAGACCGGCGACAUCGACCGCCGAGCGCCGCCCGAAUAAGGAGAAGAACCGACAUCGGUGGAAGUCGUGACACUCAAGUGAAAGUCACCCAGUAAAAUACUACUUGAGGAAAAGUCUAAAAAUAUUUGGUUUUAAAUAUACUAAAGUAUCAAAGUUUAAGUACAAAUAUUUUAAUAUUCCUUAUAUUAAGCAACCAGAUGGUGCCAUUUUCUUGUUUUUUUUUAUUAAUGGAAUGCCAGGGGCACACUCCAACAAUGACAUUAUUUACAAACGAAGCAUGUGUGUUUAGUGAGUCUGCCAGAUCAGAGGGUGUAGGGAUGACCAGGGAUUUUCUCUUGAUAAUUGUGUGGAUUGGAUCCUUUUCCUGUCCUGCUAAGCAUUCAAAAUGCAACAAGUAAUUUUAGGUGUCAGGGAAAAUGUAUGGAGUAAAAAGUUACUUUACUAUAUUUCUAAAGAAAAUAAAUUAAAAGUUGUCAAAUAUAAAUUGUAAAGUACAGAUACACCCCCCCAUGACUUUAGUAAUACUUGAAAGUAUUUUUACUUAAGUACUUUACACCACUGGUUUCCCACAGGGGAUUUUUAGAAACACUUAAAAUCAAGGCUGUGUUUUGUGUAGGCUUACCUUGGUGUGAAGUUUUGAUCAUGUGUAAAAUCUCUGUUUUUGGUAGGUAUUAACACAUGUUAAAAAAUUCAAAAGACACUCGCACAUCUGAGCAAUCUAAUUUGCAGGUGCAUGGCAACAAUUGAACAAGAUGAAGGAAAAAGGAAACCGCACACUGCUCUUGGUAGUAUCACUGAUAUUUAAUAAGCUUACGUAUCAGCCUCACGGUCUUCGUCAGAGCUUUAAAAAAAAAAAAAAAUUGCACCCUUAUGUAUACCUAGCCCCUUCCACAUCCGUUCUACACAUCGAAUGGGGUUAAAGGGAAAAAUAAAUAAGUGCUACCAAAUACACUGCUCAAAAAAAUAAAGGGAACACUUAAACAACACAAUGUAACUCCAAGUCAAUCACACUUCUGUGAAAUCAAACUGUCCACUUAGGAAGCAACACCGAUUGACAAUAAAUUUCACAUGCUGUUGUGCAAAUGGAAUAGACAACAGGUGGAAAUUAUAGGCAAUUAGCAAGACACCCCAAAUAAAGGAGUGGUUCUGCAGGUGGUGACCACAGAGUCUACAACCGAGACAAGUGGCUCAGGUAGUGUAGCUCAUCCAGGAUGGACCAUCAAUGCGAGCUGUGGCAAGAAGGUUUGCUGUGUCUGUCAGCGUAGUGUCCAGAGCAUGGAGGCGCUACCAGGAGACAGGCCAGUACAUCAGGAGACGUGGAGGAGGCCGUAGGAGAGCAACAACCCAGCAGCAGGACAGCUACCUCCGCCUUUGUGCAAGGAGGAGCAGGGGGAGCACUGCCAGUGAUACUAAUGAGAUAAAUUGACUGACCUGUAACUGACCUUUUAACCUGUCCCCAGGUGAAGGAGACAGUGGUGGUCCUGGUCAAGGAUAUGCAGAAGGUGGAGAGACAGAUCAUGAGCUCUGGCUCUGAGCAGCAGCUGGCCCACACCCGGCUGGACGUCCUGGCCCAGAGGGCCAACUACGAGCUCUGCAUGGACCAGCCCCACAUUGCUCUUCUGCAGGAGACCAAGAACCUGAGGAAGAACACCUUUGGCCUGCAGAAGAAACUCCUCCUCUCUCAGAAGACCCUGGAGACCGUGCAUAUGAACCUGUUCACCCUGGGGGACAGCCUGGAGGCUAAGAGCUCCGCAUAUUCACCGCCAACACUUCAGCACAGGAGCCCCUGGCCCUGCUCUCUCCUCUCAGCUCCUUUGGGAAUUAGAAUGUUGCCACCUGUCUCUCUGGGCAUGGCUGAAGUCGCUGAUGCAAGCUAUAUUAUAUCUAUGCUGUGUGUUACACCAAUAACAGAGCAUAUAUUACACUUUUUUUUGUGAAAGUAUUUUUUCUUGUGUUUAUACUUUCAAUUUCAAGUCAAGAGAUUGGGUUGGAGCCAAAACCUGCUUGCACAGGGGCCACUACAAGCCUAAAACCAUUUGGAAUUGGACUUAUUUGGUGGACAAUUGAUUGAGUGUACCCGGCCACCUACUGACUGUCCAGGGGGUGUCACCUCUUUAACCAGGUCAGAUUUAUUGUAGCAACGGCCCAUGGUAACGCAGAGAGUCCAUGGCGACAUGGGUCGCGCUAUCUUGGAAAGUGUGAAGGAAUGCGACUGAUUGGGAGGUUCCUUUUGCGUUAAUAUCCCGCGAAAUGCUCUAUUAAUGGUAUAUCAAAAAGAAAACUUCUAGCCGACCACUGUUCUCUUGAAAGUAAAUAUGGGAUGCGGCAGCUCCAGGUUCACGGUGGUCGAGCCGAUGAGAUCGAGCGAGUUGGACGGAGGAGAGGAUGACACGGUGAGUAAACAAGGCUGUAGGGGCGACUCUGCAGUGUCAAAGUUAACCACAGACAGUGGAGUGGUCCUGGACACUGGUGAGGUUCCCACCUUACUGGGGGCUGUACCCAAGAAACUAUCACCACUGGCAGCCCACAUUCCUGGCCUGGCCCAGGAGAGUGGUGAGAGACCCAGGUCCAGUGAGAUCCUGGAACAGCUUCUGAGCCAAGGCAUCAUCGCCCAGCCCAGGGAGAGGGCCAGCGGCGAGGCAUACAACAUCAUGAUUGAUGACAGAGAGACACCCAAACGUAGGCCUACCCCUCACCUGGAGUCUCUGAAGGGCAAGAGGGACCAGUCUGUCACCAGCCAAGUGGACAUGGAGGAGAGGAUGAGACAGGCGGAGGAGGAACGGAAGGAGCUGAACGUGAACCUGAGGCCUAAAUCAGCUGGUGUCCAUGACCCAGAAGCUGCAUCAACAUCCGGAGAGGGGGACAUAGUCAGCCCUGUGGAGGUCCUCCAUGCCCCUGAGACCCCACCCAGCCCAAGACGGAUCCAGCAGGAGCCACUGGAUCCAGACCCAACUCAGACUCAAGGAGGAGGGGAUGGAGGGAGUGGAGGGGUCAGGGAGGGCGGGGGAGAGGGAGUCGUAAGUGGGCUCAGUGGGCAGCUUCUCUCAGCCUCUCUUGAGAUGGAGAAUGACUCCACAUUUCAACAGACUGAGCAAGCUGAGGAGCAAUUCUAGCACCUGGCUGGGAGCACCUUAUCUGUCUAUUGGAGCCCAGUGUGUCUGAGAAGGAGGGAGAGGGAGGGAGAGCAUAGAGAGAUGGUGCAGGGGGAAUUAGAGGAAGAGUGGGCAGGUGAGGUGAGGGAGAGAGAGAUCAGUGAUGUCUAUUUGUGUUUUUGUAUACAAAAGAGCCAAGUGUAUGUGCAUACAGUCUGUUUCUAAGACUUGUUUGAAGUAUGUGGUAUAAAGAGAAGAGAUCUCUGAGGGUUUACUUUACGAUGCAAAAUCAUACUGUAUAAAGGUGGGCAAUAUUAUUAUUUGAAAUUGAAAUCAUGAAGAUAUUUAUUUUCCAUUAAUUUAAAAAAGGUCAAAGGACCCCCCCAAUGGUGAACGUUGAGUUGAAAGCUGUUUUAGACACAAGAUGGCGGUGUUUCCAUGGAAUUAAAUUACUUCUUCAGCACUGUU
Molecule: messenger RNA, 3970 nt
Organism: Oncorhynchus nerka (sockeye salmon)
Lineage: Eukaryota; Metazoa; Chordata; Actinopteri; Salmoniformes; Salmonidae
Gene: stmnd1
Product: stathmin domain containing 1
Exons: 7
Coding region: 2726-3523 (265 amino acids)
Source: RefSeq, a predicted model, not a curated record